Ostrinia nubilalis (European corn borer) is the source of this 2351-nucleotide messenger RNA. RefSeq lists its product as uncharacterized. The coding region runs from base 39 to 2351 and encodes 770 amino acids. The transcript has 3 exons. NCBI's taxonomy places the organism in Eukaryota, Metazoa, Arthropoda, Insecta, Lepidoptera, Crambidae. The record is from RefSeq and is a predicted model, not a curated record.
UAAAGAUUUGUGAAGAAACUGGAUAUAGUUUAUACGAAAUGAAAGUUCUUGUGUUUAUAGCCUUGUUCCAAACAUACGCAUAUUGUAAAGAACCAUCCAAACAGCGCAGCGUCAACCUAGCACUAGAAACCAUUCUAGAAUUCGACAACAACGAAAACUCUGCUGAUGUCAACAUAAUCGAUAAAGUGCGAAGCUUCCUGGACCGAGUCAAGAUGGUCAUUGACAAAAAUAGUGUAUACAGACGGAAUCUGCCAAGGGGACGCUUGAAAUUUACUGAUUUCAUCAAACAUGUGAUAGGCAUUUUGAGUACUUACGAUGAUAGUGAUUUGGAAGACGUCCUCACGAUUGUAGACGAUGAAAUGAGGAAGUAUCACUACAAAGGCUGCAAAUUUCAUGAAUUAGUAGAAGAUAUCAACGUGAGAAGAUUCAUGGCUGAUAAUUUGGAGAAGAUGAAGAAUGCUCCAGCUAAAGUGGUUAAGGAUGAAUUGCAGAAGAUGCUUAAGAAAUUUGAGGAUGAUAACAUGGGGCUGAUGCAGAAAACGGUAAUGGAUUACGUGAAUACUCUGUACGGAGCCAAAUCCGAUGCUAAGUUUAAGGAAGUUCUUAACAAUUUAGCAUUGUAUAAGAGUAAGUCGAAGAGGUCUAGUGUAAACUUAGUGAAGGUCGUCAGAGAUGGAAUUAGAUCUAUCAUCUUCGACCACUACAGCUCGUUGGAGCCUCAAAGACGUCGCGAUCUGAAAAUUAAGCUGGAAACCUUUUGGAACGACUACGGUCAUCCUGAGAGAAGUCACCACUACGUGUGGCAGUUUAGACCUUUCAACAACGAUGAAACCAAAAAAAAAGACAAUCAUGUAGAAGGAGAAGAGUCUGCUAGUUACGAAUUAAAAACUACCCCUAAACGUCAUAAGCAUGCCAAAAAUGUACCAAAACAUAAACCAGAUAGAAAAGUGAAGAGAGAACGUGAUGAUGGAACUACGAGAAGGCGUCUAACUUUUAUCACUCUGUACCCUGAAUCGAUAACGUUCUUGGAGAAACGUCGGCACAAGAAGAAGUCGACUACAAAGAAGAUAAACGUUCGUUCGAAGGAACAUAGGAGCAAGUCUAGACAUAGGAAGAAACAUAAGCCAGUUAGGGAGAUAGUGGCAGAGCAUGAAGCGGUGAUAAAUGUAGAGAGAGAACAGUUCAUUGACACGGAUGAUGAGCCGACCACUGUUAGGAGUCAUAAGAAGACAAGAUUUGUCAAAACAUCAAGGAACAAAAAGAAAAGAUAUCACUCAAUCGAAAGAACGAAUAGUUACAAGAAACAAAAGAAAUCUAAAAAGCCACGAUUUGAACAUCACACCGAAGAGUUUAGAAGACAUAAACUUACUUCAAAAUUGGAAUCUGACGAAGGCCUCUCAAUCAGCUUUGAUGAUGAAGAUGCUAGUGAUGUCGUCACAAAAUCAUUUAGAAAAAGCAAUGCCAAUGAUACUUUACAGGUUAACCAUACUGCUGGUUCAAACAAUACGACAGCCAAUGCAGUACCAGUAGCAGACACAGUAAUAAAACGUAUAGACCACCUUGAAAAAGAAAUAAAAGAUGUAAAAGAACAGAUGAAGGUUCGCAAAGAAUCGGAUGAAACGCCUCACUAUGAACCUUUAGACUUCUGGGUAGGGACUACUAAGCCAGCCACCACUAAAAGCACAACCAAACCUACUACAACUAGACCUACAACGACUAAAACGACUAGAGUUACUACUACAACAACUAGACCUAAGACUACUACAGCAAGAACUACCCAAUCUACAACUAGAGUAGUGGACAAUACGUUUGCAUACGACAGUGCAGUAUUUAGAGCGAAUCCGACAAAUGGAACGAAAGAUGAGAAGAAAACUCCCAAAAAAGAAGAAAAAACUACCGUAAAAGAGGUGACACACAAAAAGGUCACUGAAAAAAACGCUACGACAAAAAAGUCAACGGAAAAAAAGUCUACCGCAGAAGUCACCGCAGAAAAAAAAGAAGGAGAAAGUUUACCAGGAGGGAUGCCUAUGCCACAUGCUGAUAGCGAUCCAUUAAAAUUAGAUCAACCAGUAGAAGACGAUUAUUACAACGACAUAGAUGGGGCUAACAUGAAUUUAACCCGUUUUGAAGAUAUUGAGAAGUAUUUGAACGAAACGAAUCCAGUGCACGACCAAACUGGGUCUAUGGUUCGUCAGCAAAUGCUGGACAAAUUGAAAGGCCUAUUUGCAGGGAGUCCGGUAUUGAACAAUGCUACAGAUUACAUACCAACUUUACCACCGAUUCCUUCAUUGAAUGAGGAGGGGACGGAGCCAUUAAAGUUCCUGGAUGAAGUUGAUUUAACAAAUAAAUAA